CCCCACCCGACGAUGGCAACCCUGGUUUGAUCCAAUCAACUCCAUUCGAUCCAACACCUAACACAGUUUCCCGCACUAGCCUGAGAAGCAGUUUCCCCUCACUAACUGGAGAAGCAGCGCAUCCAAGAUGAUGUCAACUCUAGAUACACUCGACAUUGACAUCGGGAGCAAUCCAAAUGUCUUGUUCGGACAGCAAUUAAAUACUAAUGUGAAUAUAAAUAGUGAUGAAUAUGCACGGUGCAACCGGUGUGGUUAUGGCGGAUGUGAUGUUCGAUUUCUUAGUUGCGGCUGUACCCUACAUGCGUGAGUGACAUAAAGGAAGUGAUUUCUUGAAAGAAACGCAAGCUUUGCCCUUGAAGGCUUUUCACGUUGUGCUUUCCCCUUACCUUGUCCUUUGUUACCACGAACUCAAUUCGUUCCUCUUCAACACUUUCCGCAGGCGAUGCAUGGUACUCAACUCCGAUGGUCCCUUGAAGAACUGUCCCUCUUGUAGCCGCCCGGUUACCGGCAUGUCACUCUUCCCAAUGUCCUUUCGGGAGAUCGACGAGGCUCGCAAGAACAGCCAAAGCCUAGCGAACGCCAACCGCGGGAAGAACAGAAAGCGCAAGGGCGCGCCAGGACAAAUAAGUGACAUUGACACCGUGAAUGGUGUUUAUGUUUCUGAUCGUCGCACAGGUCGAUGGACAACAGAAGAAAUGGCCUACUGUGAUAAGCUGAUCGCAAAAUUUGAAUCUGGGGAACUUCCAAUAUCUUCGGGUCUCAAGUUGAACGAGUUCCUUGGAAACAUGUUGAAGUCCAAGCAGUCUCGUCUAACAAAAAAGAUGAAGAACGCGAAGUUGAGUUCGAGAACAUUCCAGCGUUGUGCACCCGGCAUCAUGGACAACAACGAGGUUCGAGAGUUUUCCGAACUCGAGGACUUGUUCUUUCAAUCCAUUCAAUGCCAACAGGAACGUGCAGAGAUCAAGUUCCACAUGCAGAGAGAAUGGCGCGAACAAUUUAGCCUCUACUGCUCUUCCGUUUCCCAACCCCUAGAUGCCGAUUCUUGGUUAAGCAGUGUGGAAGAAAUGGACAGACGAUCUUCGCACGCCAAGGAUGCUGCCAGGAUGGCGAAGCGAAAACUGAUGAUGGGUUUCGCACUUCGAACAGACAGCAUGAACCCCUGCAACGGAGUGAUUAUUGAGAAGACACCAUCUGAUCAGCGCAUUGCUCUCGGUACGCACGGUAUCGAAAACGAUAUCGAUGAACAGAAAGAGAUCCUUCAGCUCCUGACCGAAGAAGCAAAUCAGAUAGGUACCACUGACAUCAACGGAAAAAGCAGCCUUUUGCAUUCCGCUCCCUUCUUGGCGAAAGCCGUUGUCUACCUAAAAAGACACGAUGUGCCUUUUGAGCAUGUUGAGCUCUGGGUACCUUCCUUUGUCCCUCAGGCGAACGGACAAACCGCUGAUGGCGCCGCUUCUAACUGCCGCCUGUGUUUUGCUGGUAGUGCCACAGUGGACGAGGUAGUUGAGGAGGGUUCUAAAACAAAGAAACCCCUCUCUCAGCAAAGUCAAUUUAGUUUGCAAGCCUUCGGGGAUUACAGCCAAAAGUUUUCCUUCGAUGUUGGCUGUGGUCUGCCAGGACGCGUUUAUGAAAGUGGGCGUCCAACAUGGGAGCAGAGUGUUCAAAAUGCACCACACCAUCAUUUUGAACGCUGCGGGGGAGCUUUGCAGUGGGGUAUUAAGACCGUAUUGGGAAUUCCAAUUGCGAGUCCAAAUGUUGGGCGAAUCGUCGUGACACUGUAUUCGUUGCACGAUCGUCCCAAGGAUCAAGAUCUUGUCGGGCGAUUAUCGGAGGAAUUUACCAGAGUAAGUCAUCAUGUUUUCCAGUUCAGGUUCUCUUGUUUAUCUAUUCCAAACGACAAGAUAUCGCUAACGCGAAUUAUUGAUUGUUCAUUAUUUGCAUUACAGCUUCUACCUUCCCCAAAGUGGAAGCUGGUGGUUGAUAUCGGUGAACCUCCACCUCAACCGCAGCAAGUCGGAUCCACAGGGACAGGGUCAUCCGCUGACAUGAACGGAGUGGACAAGGGCUCAGAAACCGUAAAGGAUGACACUGGGCGUGAUCCACGUAUAGACGAUGUUGUCUCUCUUCUUGGAGAGCUCAUGCCGUCAGAUCCAAACUCUCCAUUAGCACCUUAUCUCUCGGGAUUCAUGUCCUUGAGAUUGCUUUUGCUUCGAUCUUCUCGAUCACCAGAGGAAGAAGAUCGAGCACGUACUAUGCUUGAUUCGUACACAUCCUACUCACAGGGUGCUAGAUCAAAGGCGGAUAUAGGGAUCAUGUUGGCCCGCGACUACAUGUUCCUAUCACAGAGCAAUGGCGCCACCAAUAACACAAUUCAACAACCACAACAACAACAUCCAAUCCAACUUCAACAGCAACAAGCCAAUUUUUUUAAUCUUGGGCAGGGUAGCUCUGCAACUCUGUCCGGCAAUUCUCUCGAGUUUGAUGUUCACAAUUCACCUAUGCUUGGCCCCAUCUCUGCCAAUGACACUUUAUCUAUCAUCUCGAACUAAUUUUUUUGAUGACGAGUCUUCACCAGUUUUCAACUCGAGCAUUUUUAUUUUGCUUUGUGAUACAUCAUCCAUUUUCCAUCCAUUUAUCGAUUCAACAUUUUAAUUUCGUGUUGGCCAAUUUUACAACAAUCCAUCUCACAAACGGUUACGAAGUGUUACGAGAAAUUUUAUUUAUAAUUUUACAUCUGAACUUUCAAUUUUUCCUUUCAGAUGAUCAAUUGAUGUACUAAUUUUAACGAACAAACAAAUAAAUCCAAUUUUAUUUU
Pseudo-nitzschia multistriata is the source of this 2815-nucleotide messenger RNA. Lineage: Eukaryota; Bacillariophyta; Bacillariophyceae; Bacillariales; Bacillariaceae. The record is from the annotation of a GenBank genome assembly.